Hydractinia symbiolongicarpus is the source of this 1071-nucleotide messenger RNA. RefSeq lists its product as uncharacterized. The record is from RefSeq and is a predicted model, not a curated record. Lineage: Eukaryota; Metazoa; Cnidaria; Hydrozoa; Anthoathecata; Hydractiniidae. Bases 147 to 566 code for a protein of 139 amino acids. The transcript has 2 exons.
GAUCUGUUUCACUCAGAAAAAACAAAUUCUCAGUUGACGAUGGUAUUGCAAAGUUAAUUGUUUCGGUAACUACAACCGUUUAAAAUACAGCGCAAUUCGUUACUCUGACAGAUCCAGCUGGAAAAACUGUGACUGCAUUGAGCACAAUGUCAAUGAUCCGUAUUUACCAAAUUGACAAUCCAAGUAGUGGUGUAUACAGCUUGGUGUUCCCAUCAGGAGUUGGGAAGUAUGAAUACACCGCUGCAGCUGUUUCGAAGAAUGCAAUUGACUUUGCUCAUAACUUUAUGUAUCAAGAAAACACGAGAAAAGAAUCCCCACCAUUCUCGUUGUAUAACCCUAUUACAGGUGUUGCAAACCAAAUGAUUAUUCGCUUGGGAGGUGCACACCGAAUUGACAUGAACACAAUUCGAGCUGAUCUUGUAGACAUACAUGGAAACGUUUUGCUCUCCAACUUAAAGCUGUCAGAUUUGGAUGCUGAUGAUAAAGUACUUAGUACGAUGUUGACACCGCCUACGCAAGCAUUUAAAGUCAGAUUGACUGGCAAGUGCAUUUUAUGUUGUAGAUGAAUUAUUGGUUAGGAAAACAAAAAAAUUAACUUGGAUUGCAAUAGUAUACCUUAGUACUUUGAUUUAAAUUCUGACUUGCAGGUCAAAAAAAGACUGGUGCGCCAUUUGAACGAAUUUCUCGUGGUGUAUCAAAAGCUUCUAACGUAUUCGUUCGACCAACGUUUGCUGGAGACCAGUUCACAGUUACAUCGGGUGAACGAAACGUAGCUGUUCAAGUUCAAGCUCUUGUUUUUGGCUCAAGUGAAUCUCAACCUUUAACAUUCACAGCAAAGGCAAGACGUGGAAGCAUCACAAGAACAGCAUCGAAAAAUAUACGCAGGAUGGGUUUCGUGACGUUGAUCUACAACGCACCAUCGGGCAUGAAAGGAAAGACAGAAACUAUUGGAGUAACUGUGACCAACACAAGAACAGCUGAAAAUUCCACACACACCUUUUCCAUCUUGUUGAAGUAAAAUUUUAUAUGGCCUAGCCUCUAAUUAGUUUAAGAAGAAAAAUUAUACAAACA